Messenger RNA from Drosophila novamexicana, 1650 nucleotides. It is a transcript of the gene Acsx4, whose product is annotated as 4-coumarate--CoA ligase 3. Lineage: Eukaryota; Metazoa; Arthropoda; Insecta; Diptera; Drosophilidae. The record is from RefSeq and is a predicted model, not a curated record. Gene Ontology annotation, biological process: long-chain fatty acid metabolic process; fatty-acyl-CoA biosynthetic process. The transcript is spliced from 4 exons. Gene Ontology annotation, molecular function: long-chain fatty acid-CoA ligase activity. Bases 1 to 1623 code for a protein of 540 amino acids.
AUGGAGGGCGGCCCCAGCACGCAGUUCGAUAAAUAUACAAAAAUUUGGAGUGGACCAAGGCCGGCGCAUUUCUUUGACGCCGAUUGCUCCAUUGGCAAAAUACUUUUUGCCUUUAUGCGCAAUCAUCCGGCGAGCCUAUGUCAGAUUUCCGACACGGAGGGCACUGCCUUGACCAAUGGCGAGGCCAUAAGCUUUGCCAUACGCAUCGCCCAGCAACUGAAGGCGAUGCAUCUGCGACAGGACGAUGUCGUUGGCAUUGCGGGCACCAACACCACAUAUCUGAUGCCAGUAGUGCUGGGCUGUCUCCUCAAUGGCACUCCCUUUCAUGCUGUCAGCCCCUGGCACGAUGAGGCCACCUUCAAGCAUUUGUUUUGCAUCACCCGACCGCGCAUCAUUUUUUGCGAUGGCACCGUCUAUGACAGACUCAGCGCCAUUGCCAAAAUGCUAAAGGCGCCCGUUUAUACGCUCAAGGAUCAUCGAAUCCAACUGCCGCGCAUUGAGGAUCUCCUGGAGCCUACCAAACAGGAAAUGUACUAUAUACCGGAGCCACUAAUGCUAGGCGGCGAUCAAACCGUGGCUAUACUCUGCACCUCUGGCACGACGGGUUUGCCCAAAGCGGUUUGUAUUUCGAACUCCGCUUGCCUGUUCGAUUUUGGCUUUGUCACCGGCCAGGAUGUGCUGCUCUCGUUCAGCACGAUCGACUGGGCGCCGGGUAUGUUCAACAUGCUCUUCAGCUGCUGCCAUGGCUCGACGCGCGUCAUCACCGAUCGCGCCUAUACGCCCGAAUAUUUGCUGCAGCUGAUCGAGAAGUAUAAGGUCACGCUGCUGACCCUGGCGCCUCAGCAGGCCGCCUCGCUGCUGAAAGCGCCCACGCUCAACAAACAGAGAUUGGCCAGCGUGCGCUUUAUCAGCAUUGGGGGCGGCAAUUGCUAUGUGGCCAAUCUGUUAAAGUUACAGGAAUAUCUGCUGAAUGGUCAAAUCUCCUACGGCUAUGCCUUGACCGAAUGUGGCGGUGUGGCGGCAAAUAUGGGCGUGGCCAAGCCCUCAUCAGUGGGCAGAAUUGUGCCCGGCGUUAAGGUGAAAAUACUGGACGACGCCGGUCGCAGCUUGGGCCAUGGCGAAACGGGUGAGAUUCUAGUGCACAAUGGCAAGGUAUGGAAUGGCUAUUAUGGCAAUCCGAAUGAAUCAAAACGCAUGCAGGACUAUCAGGGCUGGUUCCAUACCGGCGACAUGGGCUACUUUGACAACGAGAACUUCUUGCACAUUGUGGAACGCAAACGGGACAUGUUGCGCUUCCAUGGCGCCCAAUAUUGCCCCUACGAAGUGGAGCAGGUCAUAGCCGAGCUGCCGGAUGUAAUUGAGGCGUGUGUCUUUGGCCUGUGGAACGAGGUGGACGGUGAUCCCGCUGCUGCCGCAGUUGUUAAGGUGCCCGGCAGUCGGCUCACCGAAAUGGAUAUUGUGGAAUAUGUUGCCAAGCGGCUGGUGGUUACCCACAAGCAGCUUCACUGUGGUGUGUUCUUUUUGAACGAAUUGCCCAAGACGGGCAGCGGCAAGGUGCUGCGUCAACAGGCCAGAGACCAGGCGUUGGGGAAAGAGUGGACCGACCAUCGCAAUGGACAUUAAUUGUUUAUAUUUUGGCCUUAAGUCUUA